Messenger RNA from Emys orbicularis (European pond turtle), 1605 nucleotides. RefSeq names its product hematopoietic cell-specific Lyn substrate 1 (gene HCLS1). Lineage: Eukaryota; Metazoa; Chordata; Testudines; Emydidae. The transcript is spliced from 14 exons. The coding region runs from base 1 to 1605 and encodes 534 amino acids. Gene Ontology annotation, molecular function: actin filament binding. Gene Ontology annotation, cellular component: cortical actin cytoskeleton; site of polarized growth; actin filament. Gene Ontology annotation, biological process: regulation of actin filament polymerization. The record is from RefSeq and is a predicted model, not a curated record.
AUGUGGAAGGCAGCUGUAGGGCACAAUGUGGCCGUGAAGGAGGAGUCCCAAGGAGAUGACUGGGACACCGAUCCUGAUUUUGUGAACGACAUCUCAGAGAGGGACCAGAGAUGGGGAGCCAAAACGAUUGAGGGCUCUGGACGGGCCGAGCACAUCAACAUCCACCAGCUGAGGAGCAAGGUGUCUGAGGAACAUGAAGUCAUCAAGAAGAAGGAGCUGGAGACUGGGCCCAAGGCCUCUUAUGGAUAUGGGGGCAAAUUUGGAACAGAGCGGGACCGAAUGGAUAAGAGUGCACUGGGCCACGAGUACAUAGCUGAUGUUGAGAAGCAUUCGUCUCAGACAGAUGCAGCUAAAGGCUUUGGGGGGAAAUAUGGAGUCCAGAGGGACCGAGCCGACAAGUCAGCGCUUGGGUUCGAGUACAAGGGCGAGGUGGAGAAGCACGCAUCCCAGAAAGAUUACGCCAAGGGGUUCGGUGGCCGCUAUGGGGUGGAGAAGGACAAGCUGGACAAAGCAGCCGUGGGGUUCGACUACAAGAGUCAGACAGAGAAGCACGAGUCACAGAAAGACUAUGCCGUGGGCUUUGGUGGGAAGUUUGGGGUGCAGAAGGACCGUCAGGACAAAUGUGCCCUCGGCUGGGAGCACCAGGAAGAGUUGAAGCGUCAUGAGUCCCAGACAGACUAUGCCAAGGGCUUUGGAGGUCGGUACGGUGUGCAGGAGGACAGAGUGGAUAAGAGCGCCGCUGGCUUUAAUGAGAUGGAAGCUCCAACUUCCUCAUAUGAGAAGACCAAACCUGUGGAGGCAGCCUCCAGUGGAGCCAGAAGCCUGAAGUCUCGAUUCGAGAACAUGGCCAAGUCGGCUGACGAAGAGAAUAGGAAGCGGGUGGAGGAGGAACGAGUGAGGCGCCAGGCCCGGGAGCAGCGGGAGCGCCAGGCAGCCCAGCAGCAGCAGCAGGAAACCCAGGAGAGUGAGGAGACGAACCGUAAUGAGCCAGGUCCCACGCCAGCUCUGGUACCCAGGAGGGUUUGCAAAGAACCAGCAAUGCUGCCUAGUCCACAGAGACAGCAGCAAGAGGCAGACAUACAGGAUGAGGAACAGCCCCCUGCACUGCCACCGCGGCCCUCAGACCUGGGCGAAGGUUCCAGCAAGCUGCAUGAGGAGUCGCAUGAGGAGGAGGCCAUCUAUGCCGACAGCGUGGAUCUGCAAGGGGACUAUGAGGAGCUGCCAGAGCCCUCAGACUAUAAAGAUGGUGCUGAUGUGGGCAGAGACUAUGAGGAGCUGCCGGAGCCCUCGAGGGAGUCAGAGGCCAUCUACGAUGAGGGUGUUGAUACGAGUGAGGACUAUGAGGAGAUCCCCCCAGAGAGUGCAUCCAGCAGCAUCGGGAACAUUCCCUGCCCUGAAGUAUCUGAGAAUGUGUACGAGGCAGAUGAUGCUGGGCCUUCUGCUGUGGCUCUGUACGAUUACCAAGGAGAAGGUGACGAUGAAAUUUCCUUUGACCCCAAUGACACCAUCACUCACAUCGAGAUAGUAGACGAGGGCUGGUGGCGGGGGCACUGCCAUGGCAGAGUUGGCCUCUUUCCAGCUAAUUAUGUGAAGCUACUUCAGUGA